This is a messenger RNA of Harpegnathos saltator (Jerdon's jumping ant), 2455 nucleotides long. RefSeq names its product SET and MYND domain-containing protein 4. The coding region runs from base 71 to 1987 and encodes 638 amino acids. Gene Ontology annotation, cellular component: cytoplasm; nucleus. The record is from RefSeq and is a predicted model, not a curated record. The transcript has 5 exons. Gene Ontology annotation, molecular function: histone deacetylase binding. NCBI's taxonomy places the organism in Eukaryota, Metazoa, Arthropoda, Insecta, Hymenoptera, Formicidae.
CAAAAAAAUGUUUCUUUUUCAAUUUCUAGAUCUACUUAUGAGUAUUGGCAAUAUAUUUUAAAAGUGAAAAAUGGCAUACCUUAUGGACAAAUUAACAAUUACACUUACAAAGGCAGAAAAAUGGUUUGAUGUUAUGAAUAAUUUUCAGGAACUUAAAACUGAUCAAGACCGUAUAACAUUUGUUCUUAAUAUAUUGUGGGAGCAUAAUUUAAUUCCUAAUGAAAUUAAUAAGCUAAAAAAUGCAGAAAAAUCCGAGAAACUGCGAAAACAAGGAAAUGCUAUUUUUGUUGCUUCCAAUUCUAAGCUCUUGUAUUUUACAGUACAAGAGUUAUAUACAGAAAGUAUAUCCUUAGCACCUUAUCCUUCCAGGCAGCUUGCUCUGGCUUAUGCCAAUAGAUCGGCUGUUUUAUUUGAAUUAGACUUCUAUUCUGAUUGUGUUAAGGAUAUUGGUAGAGCAUUGGCCUUAAAUUAUCCUGAUGAUAAGAGGGCAAAACUAUAUAUACGUAAAAUACAAUGUCUAAUUGCGUUAGAAGAUUCGACCGUGAAAAAUAUGAUCAAAAAAACAGAAUAUUGGAUAAAUAAAAUGACAUCAAAUGUCAACAAGUUAAAAUUACAAACUAAGCUAGAUGGAUUACGCCAGAAGAUUGAGCAGAAAAAUGAUCAGUAUAAUCCCAUAAAACCAAACAAAGUAGAAAAUGAACUUCUUCCUGUUAUCAAGUCCUAUAGUAAUGAAAUUCCUUGUGCAUCAGAUGCUAUAGCUUUAAAAUAUGAUGAACACAAUGGCAGACAUGUUGUUGCCACUCGUAACAUUAAUGCAGGUGAAAUAAUUGCCAUAGAAAAAUCUUACCCGAUAUUAACACAAAGGAAACUAAUGUCGCACUGUUCAAAUUGCUUGAGAGAAUGUUUGGCUACUAUACCCUGCAAAUACUGCACUUAUGCCAUGUAUUGCUCAGAACAGUGCAGGAAUAUUGAAUGGAAGAAAUGUCAUGAUGUGGAAUGUGCUAUUUUUUCUAUUAUGGUUACUGAACAAUUUUUCCCUAAUGAUUUUCUUAGCUUGAGGAUUCUUGUGUGUGCUAUAAAAGAAGCUGGUAAUAUACAAGAAUUGAGAACUAUGUUGAAGGACGCUGAUAGAUCUGAUGAUCCAAGAACAAUGGGUUUUUCACCGGAUGGGAAAUUUCAUAGUGAAAAAUAUAUCAGUCUAUAUAGUUUGAUGAGGAAAACUGAGGAAAGAUCAUUUAUUAAUCUUUUUAUGGGAUCUGUAGAUGCUUGUUUUAUUUUGUAUCUUUUAGCACAGCAUACUAAUAUUUUUGGUACUAAGUUACCAGGCAAUUUCAAAGCUUUGGCAAAAAAUGACAAUGCUAUCUUUUUAGGUGGUCUCAUGCUGAGACAUCAUCAAAUAAUCUCAAUUAAUAAUCAUUUGACCUAUGAAGAGCAAUAUUUAAGUGAAGAAGUAUGUGGUAAUGCUAUUUUGCCUUUUUGUAGUCUAUUUAAUCACAGUUGCAAUCCAAAUGUCUUCAGGGUUUCAAGAUCUCAGCAUACUGUUUUGUAUACUUUGUAUCCGAUUCGAAAGGGCGAGCAGCUUCUAGAUAAUUAUGGAUGUCACUUUACCAUGCAACCGAAACUUGACAGACAAAAUAUGCUACUUCAACAGUACUACUUUACCUGUAAAUGUGUACCUUGCCAAGAAAAUUGGCCCCUCCUUCCUGAUUUAAAAUCUUUCGAAACUCUAGCUAUAUCAGCAAAUGACAAGAAAAUGAUACGAAGUGUAUUAAAGAAAUUUUACACGUAUCUUAAUAUGGUAGAGGAAGGUGAUGUCCUGGAUAAGCCUUAUAUCAUUGAAGAUUUGUUAACGAUGAUACGAGUGAUGUAUGAUCGGGUACCGAUUGCUUGCCAGGAGAUGAGUAAUGUGGUGAAAACUUUGAAACAAGUGUAUGCCUUACUGUAUGGUAAUUCAUUCAUCUUGCCAACACAGAAUCAGAACAAGUAAAUGUAUAUUCCUUUACAGUAAUAUUCCUUGAAUGAUAAAAUUUUUUUGUUUUGUUAUAGUCUUGUUAAUGAUAAGCUUGCUAAUUGGUUUUUGUAAAGAGUUUCAAUUAAUUAGCACAUCUAUGUGUAAAGAUUUAUUAACGCACUAUGUGUAGAAAGUUUUAGUUAAUUCGAAAGUUUGAAAUUAAUGUUUAUUUGUUACUUUAACAAAAAGCUCCGAAGUCUUUGUUUCUUAUUCUGCAGUGUUAACAAAAUAACUGCUUAUCUUAGCGGCUUUUGAUAGUAGAGGUUUCAAUAUUUGUACUUGACUAUAAUAUAAUAAAUAUUUACUAAACUUUGUUCACUUUUCUCCUGCAAACACUCAACAAUCCAUCCUAUAAUUUUGCAUGCUGACUCGUAAAAAUCUCAUCACAUAUAAAUAAAUUUUUUCGAAAUCAAAUUUAUUCCUUGCAGAAGAUGAAUAUCUCAA